AUGUCUUUCAAUUUCACAGAUGUGCCUCCGGGCAUCGACUUGAGCGAGUCUCGAACUGCAAGCAACAAUGCCAUCGGUAUCGUGCUAUUUGUUCUGUCGUUCGUCUUCGUUGGAUUGCGGCUUUAUGUUCGUCUACACAUGAAACGUGAGCCAUUGGGGUUGGACGAUUAUUUGAUGUUCUUGGGACUGGCGCUCAAUGCAGGCAACUUGGCGUGUUGCAUUGCUGGAGGCUUCUUCGGACUAGGAAAGCACAUCUGGUCGUUGGAUCCAUAUCAGAUGCGGCAAAUCACGAUCGUCGAUGAAGCAAAGUUCUACCUGGGUGUUGGCAUUAUCAACCUAUUCGGCGACAUUUGUAUAUUGGCAGUCCCAGUUUCGAGCGUGGUGAAGCUUCAGAUGGGACGCAGCCAGAAGAUUGCCAUUAGCUUCAUGUUCUUGCUCGGUAGCUUUGUAUGCUUUGCAUCUCUCUACCGCAUCAUCACUAUCACCCGUCUUGUGCAAACAAGCGAUAUCAGCUGGGCCAAAAGCGACGUCUUCAUCUGGAGUUCUGUCGAGCCCUCCAUCGGCAUCAUCAGCGGCUGCCUCCCGACCCUCCGGCCUCUACUGAUCAAGAUACUCGAUCCAUGGCGCAAACUCAUUCCCUCCGUCAAGAAGUCGUCCUCCGAUGGGUCCAGCAAAUCUUCGCGCCCUUACCCCUUGAACACGAUCGAGACCAUCUCCAAGAAGCGUACGCGCAAGAUCAACAAGAAGGACGAACUAGACAGUUUACAGUUCACACAAUUGGAGGAUGAAGUCGAAGUCAAAGCAAACGGAACCGUUGUCCGAGAGUCUGUGAAGGCGACAGGCAAAAGAGAUUGCGACAACUCAGGCAACUGGAGACCUGAUGAUGAUGAGAUGUGCUUGACUACAACCACGGUACACAGGAGUGAGAGUGAGGCUGGUUUAACAAAGGAAGAGAAUAGGUCUCUAGACAGUCUGGAGAGGGAUGGGAUUACGAUGACGAAGAGGUUCGAGUGGGAUGAGGAAAGGCAUCAUUGA
Messenger RNA from Parastagonospora nodorum SN15, 1035 nucleotides. RefSeq lists its product as hypothetical. The coding region runs from base 1 to 1035 and encodes 344 amino acids. The record is from RefSeq and is a predicted model, not a curated record. NCBI's taxonomy places the organism in Eukaryota, Fungi, Ascomycota, Dothideomycetes, Pleosporales, Phaeosphaeriaceae. The transcript has 4 exons.